This is a messenger RNA of Hemicordylus capensis (graceful crag lizard), 4376 nucleotides long. It is a transcript of the gene PRR16, whose product is annotated as proline rich 16. The transcript is spliced from 3 exons. The coding region runs from base 1066 to 1779 and encodes 237 amino acids. Gene Ontology annotation, biological process: positive regulation of translation; positive regulation of cell size. The record is from RefSeq and is a predicted model, not a curated record. Lineage: Eukaryota; Metazoa; Chordata; Lepidosauria; Squamata; Cordylidae.
UAAUAACCAGGGAGAACGUGGCCCAUGGGGCUACGUUGAAACCCUGAAUCACAUCAGCCACCUCCUCCAUGAGUGAUGGGCUGGUGCCUCUGCUGCUGCUUCAGCAGCAAUGAUUAUUUUUCAUCUGUCUCCUCCCUAAAAGUGCUGGGAACAAAACAGAUUCUUUAGCCCUCAAUACAGCACUUGUCUCCUUCAAUUUCCCUUUGAGGUGGAAUCAGACAUAAUUAUUUUGGAGGGGAGCAUAACUGAAUUACCCAUCAAAAGUGAGGCUGUAAACCUGGGCCCCAGAUCUUUUGAGUACCUAGCAACGCCCCUGUUAGUAACAUAAACAACACUGUAGUGUACAUAAUGACCUCUUCCACUGAUAAUGUUUGCAUUGACCUAACACUGAACGUUAGAUUGGUGCUCAGUAUGUGUUGAACUAAUUUUAUCAAUUUAUUUCUGUUCCUCAAUACCCAAAAACACUUUUCUGUCUGUUUAAUACUCACUUAGAUUGGGCAUUAUGAUCCAUAUGGAUAAAAGUUAAAUUUAAGUUAAAAUUUUGUCCUGGUCUAUUUCAGGAGCUCUGAGCACUUCUCCCUUAAACAGAAGACAAGCAGACAGACAUCAAUAUUUAGCUUAUGGGUUGAAAAAACAACUGUUCUCAAAAUGGAUUGAGCAACCUUUUUCAAACCAGCCCAUUUAUUUCAUGUAUUUUUGUUUGUUUGUUUGUUUGUUUAUAGCAUUUAAGAUUUUAAAAAUAAAUACAUUAAAGGGCCUGGUGGAAAAGAAAUGUCUUCAAUAAGGUUUUAAAGGCUGAAAGGGAGGAGGCAGACCGAAUGGUGGGGGGAAGAGUUCCAGAGUGAAGGGGCAGCAACAGAAAAAGCCCUUUCAUGGGCUCUAGUACUAUCGACCUCUCUAAGACCACGGACUAAAAGAAGGGCAACCUGAGAAGAUUUCACAGGAUGGGAUGGAACUAGCCAGGAGAUGCGGAUCUGAAAAUAAACAGGCACUAAGCCCAGAAGGGUUUUAAAGGUGGUUGACCAGAUUGAUACCCUGACAUCUGACCUCCAGCUGGAAGAUGAGAUGACUGACAGUUCUAAAACGGACACUUUGAACAGCAGUUCAAGUAGCACAACGGCGUCCAGUUUGGAAAAAGCCAAAGUGCGAGCAAAUGCGCCACUCAUUAAGCCCCCAUCCCAUCCAUCUGCCAUUCUCACAGUGCUAAGGAAGCCUAAUCCACCACCACCACCUCCACGGUUGACUCCUGUGAAGUGUGAAGACCCUCACAGGCCAGUUACUCCUGCCAAUCCUGUAAAGACUAAUGGGACUCUACUGCGAAAUGGAGGUUUACCGGGAGGACCAAAUAAAAUUCCAAAUGGAGAUAUAUGUUGUAUACCUAAUAGCAACUUGGACAAAGUUCCAAUGCAACCUCUGAUGCACAGAUCUGAAAGAGACAGGUAUCCACAGCCUGGAACACGAGAACGGGUACGAUUUAAUGAAAAGGUGCAGUACCAUGGCUAUUGUGCCGACUGUGAUGUUCGGUAUAAUAUUAAAAACAGGGAGGUUCACUUGCACAGUGAAGCAGCCCACAUGCUGGGAAAGCUUCCUCACCAAUGUCCUCCCUUACCACCACCACCACCACCUCCCCCACUUCCUCCUUUUCCACUAGAAAAUGGAGGAGUGGGAAUAAGCCCCAGUAGUAGCUUUCCUCCUCUCAGACCUGCAACUGUGCCUCCACAAACUGCACCAAAACCCCAGAAGACCAUCUUGAGGAAAUCAACCACUACAACAGUGUGAUGUAUCCCACUUGGAAAACUUUUUUGUUUUUUUCCUAUGUAUAAACACACAAAAAAGGUAAUGAGCACUUUCUACUCAAGCAAUAAAAAAGCCCAAAUAUAUUACACCUUUCUUCUAUGAAGUGGCAUUCAAAUCAUAUGGCUGGAAGGAAUGUCAACAUUUGGAGGCAUAUUAACCAAUUCAUCCCAUAAAAGAUUCGACAUUGGAACUUCUUUCAGGCCAGAUUUGAUUAUAACAACUGGGACACUCCUUAGAGCAUGGAAACCCUUGAACCAGAGCACAACAGAUCACUGGUGUAAUCUGCAUUAAGCCACCCGCCUCCUGUCCAAAAGCUAUGAGCUGAAUCCUGACAAAAGCCACAGCCUUAAGUACCAUUCAGUCUGACAGAAGAAAAAGAGGAGUUAAUAUCUUGCUGUAUCACAGAAACAGCCACCUUCGCCGGUUACUAAAGGAAUUCAAUGCUUAGAAAUCAAGAAUCGCAAAUAGUCAUGUAAUGUGGUCCAGCCAGUGUCCAAAAAUUAUUUAAAUAUAUGUAGCUAAAUGAAAGUAUAAAGCACUUAAACGACUGCAGAAAAAUCAAUGCAUUUACUCCAACAAAAUUCAUCAUCUUGGGUGGAAAGAGAAGAUCUCUGUUGUCCCCUGUGCAAAUUCAAAGCCAUAGAAGAGAGGACCAAUGAUGCUAAAAUGCUUGAAAUGAUGUUCUUUCCUGUCCUCUGCCCAGAUAAUUCAGCUGUUACAGAUUGCAUCUCAAUGCACUCUAAUAUUUGCACUGUCACUUCCAUUCAGGGGAAUGAUGUAGGUCAUCAUUUGCACAGAUGGCCACAUGAAAUUUUAACCCACGGGAAGCUGUACCUUGAGGGUAUUCUAGAAGAAAUAAAAGAAAAUCCAUCUUCAAAAGUGAAUAAAUGUAAUGUCCUCCUAUCUUUUCACAGCUGGAAUCUUUCUCACAAGGGAAAUUGUUGCUCCUUAAGACCAAGAUCAUAAAAAAGCAUCAACAGGCUAACAUGGAUUUUACAAUGGAUCUAAUUUUUAAUACAUUUUAUAUCAUUAUAAAAAAUGAAGAAAUUGACCUAUAUGACUCACGUGUUCUUAAUGAACAUUGACAGUAUCCUCCCAGUUAAUACAAGGGGAAAACCCCAUUUGUAUGACAUUACAUUUUUAUAGCCAGUUAUAUGUCCUUCGUGGGAAAAUGUACCAGCUAAACAAGCAUUUUCAGUUUAUUUUUCUAAAUAAAUGUGGUGUUUGUAUUAUUUUCAGUCACUUAUCUUUGCUGAUUUUUGUUAUUCACCCAUGUUCUGCCCCUUCCAAACUCCUUCACCAAAAAGGGAGACUUAGACAAGAACCAAAACACUUGUUUUGCCAUGUUAAAUCAUAAUGAUUUGCAGACUGAAAGCUUUAAUAUAAAUGUUAUUUGUAGAGUUAUAAGUAUAUUUCUACUGAAAAAAUAUGUAUGAAAACCCAGAAAGGCUGUAUUUUCAUUUGUAAUUUCAAUACAUAGGAGGUUAUUUUAAUAUUCUCAAGGGCGUAUUUAGUUCAUGUAGUUUGUUUGAAAAUUGCAGUGGAAGACCUUGAUCCGAAAGUGGAUUGAGCUUUCAGCAAUGAAAGCUAAUUGAAAGUACAUGCCAUAGAAGCCUGCAAGUACACAACAAAAGACACAAUCAAAUUCCUGGUCUCUGCACAUUCAAAACAGCUCAAAGGGUGAGGUACACACACAAUGCUGUUGGCAUUAGUGUCCAGCUCCAAAAAGCAGUGGACAUUGUUCUGCAGUGAAAUAACCUCUCCCCAUGCCUCCAGCAUAUCAUCUAGUUAUCUCCAGGUCAGCCUCUGCAUCCAGGAUAGUUCUGCUUGGACCACAUCAUGGAAGCUUGGAUGGAUUUGGAAUAGUACUACUGUACAGUAGCCCCCAGGGUCCUGUAACUACAUGUUAGUAGCUUGAUCUGCCAAUAUGUACCAAUUUACCCAACUCAUUCUGAGCUCCAGGAUGCUGUCAGGCAAUGCAAGGUUUGCCAGAGCUGCAGCACAUGUUGAAUCUCCCUGAUUCAACAGAUGCAACUGGUAUAAGGCCAGUGUUCAGCUGCACACAUCUACUUUCUGCCAUCCACAUGAUUUGCCCAUAAUUUGCAUAUCUUUUUCAUGAAUAUGAUCAAUGCCUAUCUAUAGUUAGUGGACAUGUUGUCAUCCACAUACCUAUUCUAAAAUGGUUGCAAAAAGGUUUGAUUCAACCCUUUUGAAUCUGGUUAUGGAUUUAGAGCACUUUGAGAAGUGCUACCUUUCUUCCCUAGUGUGUCAUUCCUAAAUGUUGUCAGUACAGACUAGAAAGUGGAAGAGUGCAAGAGAGUCAUCUUAAAAUCAAAUUAUGGUUAAUACGGCUCUUUCAUCAGAUUUCUGCAUACAUGAAAUUCAAAUACCAAUUGUAGAUCAUUAAUACAAACUUCUUUAGAACUUAAGUCUGGAAAACAAAGACUUGGAAUUAUAUAGAUCUCAUACGGUAGAUAUAAUUCUCUCUCUCAUGUACGUAUGUGUAUGUCUAUGUAUGUGUGUGUGUGUGUGUGUGUGUGUGUGUGUGUGUGUGUGUGUAUAUAUAUAUAUAUAUAUAU